This is a messenger RNA of Penicillium lagena, 1215 nucleotides long. RefSeq names its product FAD/NAD(P)-binding domain-containing protein. The transcript has a single exon. NCBI's taxonomy places the organism in Eukaryota, Fungi, Ascomycota, Eurotiomycetes, Eurotiales, Aspergillaceae. The record is from RefSeq and is a predicted model, not a curated record. The coding region runs from base 1 to 1215 and encodes 404 amino acids. Gene Ontology annotation, molecular function: FAD binding.
AUGGCACAUUUAAAAAUCCUCAUCUGCGGCGGCGGUUGCGCAGGGCCUGCACUUGCUUACUGGCUUGUUCGCAGUGGCCAUCAAGUCACCAUUGUCGAGCGCUUCCCGACCCUCAGAGCCACGGGUGCACAAAUUGAUCUCCGUGGCCAGGGAAUUGAAGCGGCCAAACGGAUGGGCCUAUUAGAUACGAUCCGCGGCAAGCUUGUCGAUGAAGAUGGCGUCGCCCUAGUCGACUCAGAAGGCAAGGUCAGGGCAACUGUUAUGGCCAACAAGUCCGGGAAAGGUGCUCAAUCUCUCACAUCCGAGUUUGAAAUUAUGCGCGGUGAUCUUGUGCGCAUUCUAUAUGAUGCAACGAAAGACGAUGUGAAGUAUAUAUUCGACACAUCGGUCGAUCGCUUCGAACAAGACGAGGAGAAAGUUAUUACCUAUUUUUCUGAUGGCUCUUCCGACUCUUUUGAUCUUCUUGUUGGAGCAGACGGCCAGGGAUCGCGCAUCCGGAAAGCCAUUAUGCCUCCUGGUUCCCCGGAUCCCUAUCGGCAGCUGGGAAUCCAUAUCGCCUACUGGUUUAUUCCGCGUAACGAGAGUGACAACAGAAUCCGCAAGACAUAUCAGAGUCCUGGAGGUCGAAUGAUCAUGCGCCGAAGUCACAAUCCCGCAGAGACACAAGUAUACUUCUUCCUCAGAGACGACGCUCUUGAAUUCUCGAGUAUUCACAGGGCUUCAGUAAAACAGCAAAAAGAAUUCUGGACUCAAAAAUUUCGUGACGCCGGAUGGGAAACUGACCGGUUCUUGGAAGGCAUGAAGACAACAGACAACUGGUACUGUCAAGAAAUUGUCCAGGUACAGACAGAUACGUGGCAUAAAGGCCGAGUCGUCCUUCUAGGAGAUGCUGCUCACUGCCCGUCUCCAUUUAGUGGCAUGGGCACCACUGCUGGGCUUGUCGGUGCUUAUGUAUUGGCUGAUGAGAUUAAUCGAAAUACUGAGGAUCUCCCGCGAGCUUUUGCGAACUAUGACAAGACCCUUCGGCCAUUUGUGGAUGAGAUACAUAAUGUGAAGCCCGCCCUUUUGAAAUUGGGAAUGCCGAAGACAUGGUGGGGAAUUGCCAUACUACGUUUCAUCUUUGGAAUGUUAUGUUUCCUCCGCAUCCCUGAAUUUAUGUCAAGGUUCGCGAAGGAGAGAGAUGGGAAUUGGAAGUUACCGAGAUAUUCCGAGUGA